CGCGGCCGUGGGCGCCACGCCUGCGCCGGCCGCCGCCGGGCCCCCUGCCGCCGACGCCGUCUUCACGCUGGAGGAGGUGGCCCGGCACUGCCACAGGACUGACUGCUGGCUGAUCGUGCACGGGCGGGUGCUCGACGUCACCGGGUUCCUCGAGGAGCACCCGGGCGGCGCGCUGCCGCUCAUGGCCUACGCGGGCAAGGACGCGUCGGAGGACUUCGACCUCGUCCACCCGCCGGGCGUCAUCGACCGCUACGCCCGGAGCACCGUGAUAGGCCGGGUCGGGGCCCAGGAGCCGCAGAGCCCGCGCGCGCCGUCCAAGGCGGGGCGAUCGACGCUGCCUGCGAUCACGUGCUGCCCGUGCUGCAGGCGCGGCCCUGGAGCGAAGGAGAGACCAUCAUCAUCAUCAUCAUCAUCAUCAU
Molecule: messenger RNA, 419 nt
Organism: Prorocentrum cordatum
Lineage: Eukaryota; Dinophyceae; Prorocentrales; Prorocentraceae
Source: the annotation of a GenBank genome assembly